GUAGCUACAGAAGCUCAAAGUCAUGUGUAUGAAUCAUCACCCAAGUCCUAAUUGCUAGCUAUACCUAUAAGAGUAUCGCCCCAAGACGAUAAAAACGACCACGCAAAUCACCCCCUCCAACGACCCCCUCCGCCACCCUAAAUCCAACAAUCACUGACAACAUCAAGUCACACCAAGAUGCCCGCCACUCAUCUCAAGUACAUGACGUUAGACGUGUUCACCAGCACAGUCUACGCCGGCAACCCACUAGCGGUCGUCUUCCUCCCCAACGACCACACCACGAACCCGAUAACCCAACGCCAGAAACAGACGCUGGCCCGCGAGUUCAACUUCUCCGAGACCAUCUUCGUGCACCCGCCAGGCGCGAACGCCACCUCCGCGAAACAGCGCACCAUCGACAUCUUCACCACGACCUCGGAGCUCCCGUUCGCAGGCCACCCGACCAUCGGCGCCGCCUCGUGGUUCUUGCACCAUGGGCCCCAAGCCGCAUCGUCAUCAUUUUCCACCCCGAACAAGGAAGAAGAACAAGUGACGCACCUCGUCACCAAAUCCGGAGCCAUCCCCAUCUCCCUAGCGCAUCAGCCCUCGUCCUCCGGCCCGAAUAAUGGCGGCGAAGGAGUCGUAGUCGCGCGCAUCGCGCACAACGUACACCUGCACAGCAAACGCUUCCCGCUGGCCGAACUGCUCCGACUCCACGGCUCCCUCGCCCCAUUCUACACCUGCGCCUCUACGUCCACAGAGAAAGAAAUCUCCUUCCCGAUCUUCUCCAUCGUGAAGGGCAUGACCCAGGUCCACGUGGAGCUGCCCUCCCUCGCCGCGCUGGCGGCGGUGACGACGGCGGCGGGCGGCGAACUCAUCGGCGCGGACAGCGGGUAUCUGGAUGAGGGGUGGGACGAGGGUCACUGCGUGGUGUAUUUCUCGGUGCGGGAGGUGGAGGACAACGAGGACAACGACGAUGACGACGACCAAUCCGGAAUCCGGCGGCCGGAGGUGAUCCGCACGCGGGCGGUCGUGGGCAAUCUGGAGGAUCCGGCGACGGGGAGCGCGGCCAGUGGGUUGGCGGCGUAUCUGGCGUUGAGCACUCCUCACACAGAGAAGAAUAUUAAGAAGUUGAUGGAGUUUGAGGUCGUGCAGGGGGUCGAGAUGGGCCGGCGCAGUAAGAUCGGUGUCGAGGUUGAGAUGCGCGAUGCCGAAACUAUUGCGCAUGUGGAUUUGAAGGGCGCGGCGGUCAAGGUGUCGGAGGGGUCGAUCGUGGUUCCCCCGUGAUUCUUAGGAGGCUGAAGAGCUAGCUGGCUCGUUAGCUGGUUGUUAGGUGGGUGGGUGUGCUUCUGCGAAGACUUUAUUUCCAUGCUGGUGCAAACUACGUACGUCCAGGGUUGAUCUCAUACACUACCAUGAUGACUAUAGCUAGGAUCCAUGUUUGUCUGCUUUUGUUUAUAC
Messenger RNA from Aspergillus homomorphus CBS 101889, 1440 nucleotides. Its product is annotated as PhzF family phenazine biosynthesis protein. The transcript has a single exon. Gene Ontology annotation, biological process: biosynthetic process. Lineage: Eukaryota; Fungi; Ascomycota; Eurotiomycetes; Eurotiales; Aspergillaceae. Gene Ontology annotation, cellular component: cytoplasm. The record is from RefSeq and is a predicted model, not a curated record. The coding region runs from base 178 to 1266 and encodes 362 amino acids. Gene Ontology annotation, molecular function: isomerase activity.